UCUCGCCAAUCGUCAAUCGCCCAUCGACAAUCCAGGCUACCCCGUCUUUUCUCUUCCAACCUUUUCGCUAAGCAACAGGACAAAAAAGGUCAGAGCGCCAGUUCAAUCCCCCCCAAAAAGCCAAGUUUUCGGCCCUCCCCUGGGCAUUUUUUCCCCCUUCGCCUCGCCUCGCCUCGCAUCUUUCCUGCCAAUUGCCAGCGGGUGGUCCGUGACGUGCCUCCCCCACUUUUCCCCUACCGAGCUCCCGCGCCUUGAAACAAAACCUCAGCGCAGUCCACUUACGCGACCUUUUUUUUUUUCCAGACCCUUUCUGCCUUCAUCCUCUGCACGUCUCACGUCUCACCCAACAGACAAAGCAAACUCUCCCCUCAGACACAAUGGCCGCCAUCGACAAGCAACUCAUUGCCGCCCGGGAUGUUGCCUCCCAGCUCAUGAAGCGAAAGAACUUCGCUGCCAGAGAGCCUGGUGUCAUUGUCGUCUUCUGCAUCGUCUUCAUUGUCGGUGUUGGUCUGUUUGGUCUCCUCGUCCACAAGUGGAUUCAGAGGAGAAAAGCUGCCACCAAGUCUCAGAUCUAGACGACAUCCUGAGGCUAGGGGAAGAGGGGGUUGGACUCUAAGGUGUCGACGGAGAGGGGACGCAGUAAUGGACCGUGAUUGUUAAAUGGCGAAAUGGUGUUGCGCGCGACAUUUCAGCGUGGUUAUAAACAGCGACACGUUGCGCGCGUCAAAAAAA
Messenger RNA from Trichoderma asperellum CBS 433.97, 732 nucleotides. Lineage: Eukaryota; Fungi; Ascomycota; Sordariomycetes; Hypocreales; Hypocreaceae. The record is from RefSeq and is a predicted model, not a curated record.